AUGUCUGGAUUGGGCAGUCCAUUGUUGCUUAUCAAAAGCAACAAUGGCUUUGGUCUGUCUCUUGGCUGUCCUCUGUUUAGUCACAGGUGGGAGCAGCCAAGACUUAACAGCUAAUGACUGUGACCAGGGUCCCGCUGUGUGGUGCCAAGAUGUGGCUACAGCAAGGAAGUGUGACAAAGUAUCCUACUGUUUUAAGCACGAGUGGAAAAACAGCUUGGAAAAGAAUCUUCAUUUGUCUAAUUUUGGUGAUGCUACCACCAUAGAAGAUUUUAAACAAUUGUCCAGAGUGCUUGAGAACUGGAGAGAAUCAGAAAAUCUGCUUCAGAUGGUGGACAAUUCACUGUCAAUUUCUGACCCUUCAUCUCUUCUGCAACAGGACACAGAUGUAGACUGUCCUAUAAAUAAACGUAAAAAGGAUAAAAAGAAAAAAAAGAAUAAGAAAAAGAACAAGAAAAAGAAGAAGAAGCCAAAGAAACCCAAAAAGCCAAAGAAACCCAAAAAGCCAAAGAAACCGAAGAAGCCAAAGACAGAUAAAUGCACUGUUUGCAAAACAAUUAUGGACAAAGUAAAAGAAGCAAUACCUGCUGAUAAUGAGAUGGAUACCAUCAAGGAAAACCUGAAGAAGGUCUGUGAUGAAAACUUUGAGGAUGAUGACAGCACUGCAUGCCACAGUAUUGUGGAUUCAAAUGUUGAUGACAUUGCAGAGUCACUCAAGGGUGGAGAGGAUGCUGAAGCCAUCUGCAGCAAAGUGUCACAAUGCUAGAUCAUUGCACAGAGUGUCACAGGCUGUGAAGAUUUGAAGGUUUCCUCAGAAUUUACAUUGCUGUUACCUUUACAUCUCUUGCAAUGACCCUGAUCUUGGAAUGAGAGAGCAGCUUAAACUGCAUCCUAUAAAAUGCAUUGCUAACAUAAAUGUUGUAUAAUUUCUUUGUUUUUUUUUUA
Protopterus annectens (West African lungfish) is the source of this 942-nucleotide messenger RNA. Its product is annotated as lysine-specific demethylase phf2-like. Bases 44 to 763 code for a protein of 239 amino acids. The transcript has 6 exons. NCBI's taxonomy places the organism in Eukaryota, Metazoa, Chordata, Ceratodontiformes, Protopteridae. The record is from RefSeq and is a predicted model, not a curated record.